Messenger RNA from Tricharina praecox, 873 nucleotides. RefSeq lists its product as uncharacterized. The transcript has 4 exons. Bases 1 to 873 code for a protein of 290 amino acids. Lineage: Eukaryota; Fungi; Ascomycota; Pezizomycetes; Pezizales; Pyronemataceae. The record is from RefSeq and is a predicted model, not a curated record.
AUGGCCGAUUACGCGAGACCCUGGCAUAGGCCACAUGGGCGUCCUGGCGCCCCACCACUAGUCGUGUCGGGAACGAAUGACGUUCCUGGUGGUGGCAGGGGUUUCCCCGACAACUUACACACUGCGCACAGUGUUCGACAUUUCUACCCGUACGGCCAGGCGAUGGUACUGAGGUUCGGCAUCACCGUGGAAAGCCGAAGCAACCCGAGCGCCCGAUGCACCCGUUCCUCGAUAGCCCUAUUACUCCCCACCCGCAAUACCACGGAAAACAAGAAUGCCCGUCGCAUCCGCCAUCCCAGCGGACCUGACUCUCUCCGAGAGAUCCGCCUUCUUCUCCGGAGCGGCAAGUACCCCCUCCACACCGGCCUCCUCAUCCCGCCCGUCUCACCGAGCGCCUGCCACCGCGGCAGUCGUGAAUCCUCCCGCAGCUCUCGCGGCGGUGGCCACAUCCUCCGCAACCCCGCCUUUCUCUCCGCGAUUCUGGACGAGACCACGCUCACGAAUAUCCUCCGCUUCAAUACCUCGGCGAUUCACCUGCUGGGACGAAAGGAUGUGACGCAAAGGCUCCGCGCACUCGAGAGAGAUCCCGAGUAUGUCCUCGUGUACCUGCGGGAUCGAGAUGUCGUGAGGGUGCUGUCGGAGUUCUGGCGGAGCUGGAGGGACGCAGAGAUGAGGCGUGCGCCGGGGGAGGUUUUGGUGGAGGAGGCGGGAGAGGAUGCGGUGGAGGAGAAGGAGCUGGAACUGAGGGAUGUGGGUGGCUUGAUUGGCAUGCCUGAGCGCGAGGAUGAACUGCAGGCGCAGCUGAGAGCUGCUAGGCUGUAUGAGCUCGAUGCUAUACACAUCCUUCCACCGUUAGCCCUCAUCGAGAGAUAG